Messenger RNA from Marmota flaviventris (yellow-bellied marmot), 2571 nucleotides. RefSeq names its product transcription factor Dp-2 (gene Tfdp2). NCBI's taxonomy places the organism in Eukaryota, Metazoa, Chordata, Mammalia, Rodentia, Sciuridae. Gene Ontology annotation, cellular component: nucleus; transcription regulator complex. The record is from RefSeq and is a predicted model, not a curated record. Gene Ontology annotation, biological process: regulation of cell cycle; regulation of transcription by RNA polymerase II. Gene Ontology annotation, molecular function: RNA polymerase II transcription regulatory region sequence-specific DNA binding; DNA-binding transcription factor activity, RNA polymerase II-specific.
GUCAUUAUAGGUUCAAAAAGCCCCAACUAGUUUUUCAAGAGUUUCUCCUCCUGUUUUCCCUGAAACUCGUGGUGCUUUUUUGCUCUACUUUCAAGAUGUAUUAAGGUCUCCUGUUUUGUGACUGCUUUGGGAGCCAGCAAAUACCCUGACAUGCAUAAUUCGAAUUAUGCAGGUUUUAUGAUAGCAGCAGUGUUGAAUUGAAAAAUGGCCAGUAGCAUGCUGAUUUCAAGACGUCCUUGCUGGUUGCAGUCAGAAAAACUACAGGUUUUCUUCAUUCAGGAACUAAAGAAGCAGUUGAAGAUACAAUACGUUUAUGGGUACUUCAUGUUCAUUACUUGUGAAAGCAAUUCAGGUAACAUAUCAUUUGUUGCAUUUCCAGUUUCCAGCGCCAACUCACCAACAAAAAUUUUACCAAAAACCUUAGGACCAAUAAAUGUGAAUGUUGGACCCCAAAUGAUCAUAAGCACACCACAGAGACUAGCCAGCUCAGGAAGUGUUCUGAUUGGGAGCCCGUACACCCCUGCACCAGCUAUGGUCACUCAGACUCACAUCGCAGAAGCAACUGGCUGGGUCCCCAGUGAUAGAAAACGGGCUAGAGAAUUUAUAGACUCUGAUUUUUCAGAAAGUAAACGAAGCAAAAAAGGAGAUAAAAAUGGAAAAGGCUUGAGACAUUUUUCUAUGAAAGUAUGUGAGAAAGUUCAGCGAAAAGGUACAACAUCAUAUAAUGAAGUAGCUGAUGAGCUGGUUUCAGAGUUCACCAAUUCCAACAACCACUUGGCAGCUGAUUCGGCUUAUGAUCAGAAGAACAUUAGACGAAGAGUUUAUGAUGCUUUAAAUGUGUUAAUGGCAAUGAACAUAAUUUCAAAGGAAAAGAAAGAGAUCAAGUGGAUUGGCCUGCCUACCAAUUCUGCUCAGGAAUGUCAAAACCUGGAGAUAGAGAAGCAGAGGCGAAUAGAACGAAUAAAGCAGAAGAGGGCCCAGCUACAAGAACUUCUCCUGCAGCAAAUUGCUUUCAAAAACCUGGUACAGAGAAAUCGGCAAAAUGAACAGCAAAACCAGGGCCCUCCAGCUCUGAACUCCACAAUUCAGCUGCCAUUUAUAAUCAUCAAUACGAGCAGAAAAACAGUCAUAGAUUGCAGCAUCUCCAGUGACAAGUUUGAAUACCUCUUUAACUUUGACAACACCUUUGAGAUCCAUGAUGACAUAGAAGUACUGAAACGGAUGGGAAUGUCCUUUGGCCUGGAGUCGGGCAACUGCUCUCUGGAGGACCUGAAACUUGCUAAAUCGCUGGUGCCAAAGGCUUUAGAAGGUUAUAUCACAGAUAUCUCCACAGGGCCUUCUUGGUUAAAUCAGGGACUACUUUUGAACUCUACCCAAUCUGUUUCAAAUUUAGACCUGCCCACCGGUGCCACCUUACCCCAGUCAAGCGUAAACCAGGGGUUGUGCCUGGAUGCUGAAGUGGCCUUAGCAACUGGGCAGUUCCUUGCCCCAAACAGUCACCAGUCCAGCAGUGCGGCCUCCCACUGCUCCGAGUCCCGCGGAGAGACCCCCUGCUCGUUCAACGAUGAAGACGAGGAAGAUGACGAGGAGGACUCCUCCUCCCCAGAAUAAAGACAGGAGAGAACUCACGUUUCCACAUUGAUGCUCGUGUGUGUUAGUGUGAGCUCUUGUUUUGAGAUGAUUUCUUCAGUCUUUGCCUUUGUUUGCACCGUGUGUUCAGUGAGAACUAGAGAAACACAGCCAGCAAGUUACUCGAAGGCUGAGAGGAUUGGAAUGUUAACAUAGUGUGAAUGAGAACUGGCCACAGCACUAGGUCCCACCCGCACAAAGCGCCUUUCCUGAGAGGGGGAGCGAUCCCCAGAACAGGCCCAGGAACGGGCGCGUCUCCGGGAGGCUGGCUCUCUGUGGCGCCCUCACCUACGUAAUCAUUUUAGAAUUGAGGUUGCUACAAGGAACAGCCCCGAUGACCAUGUCUCUCCCCCUUCCUGGGCUGCCUCUGACAGGCAGGCGCGAACACGCAAGUGCCGGUGGAGGUGUUCGGUGGGGGUGGAGAUCGCAGUCCUGGUGGCCCAGGAGCACAGGUUAACUGCUGAACUAGUUGGGAGUUUAGUUGAGGUGCUUUUAUGCAUCUGCUGCCUUAGACAGCUUCUAGAAAGGAGCAAGCGCUCGUUCUGAAGUACUUAAAUGACAUUUAGAAUAAUUUAUAGCAAAACUGAAAUUACCAUUAGCCAAUGCGUCGGUGCAUAGGAUUUCCUAGGCUACUUCUGGAAGCCAAACUAGAAUAGCAUUUCCAUGUGCAUUAACCACUCUGCCAGCACUGCCUUCUGCCAGCAUUCUAAACCUGGGGUUUCACAGAGAAGGAAACUGUAUCAUUUUACUCAAAGCUGUGCAUUUCAUACAGCUUUUUCAUUUAUAAUGAAAGAAAGAAGCAAAUUCCUAUGACCAAGUUGCUUGCCUACCGCUCUCUGCAGUCACUGUAUGAUCUCACCCAGUGUGCAAUUUGUGAAAAUGAACCAAAUGUCAUUACUUUUGCCUUGAAAGAAAAGUCUGUUUCAAGAAUAUGAACAACAA